Molecule: messenger RNA, 353 nt
Organism: Scutellospora calospora
Lineage: Eukaryota; Fungi; Glomeromycota; Glomeromycetes; Diversisporales; Gigasporaceae
Source: the annotation of a GenBank genome assembly
AUAAUGACGAAUUUGCCUCUAAACGAAAUUAUUGUUAUGGUAAAUGCAUAAAAUGUAAUCGUUUUAUAUAUCAACCUGAUGAACCUGAUGAAUUUGAUGAAUCUGAUAAUUGUGAAAGUUUUGAUGAAAAAUUGAAAAUAACCGAAGAAUUUGACGUUGCUAAUAAUAUAAUUCCUGAAUUAUCAAUAACUUUACGAGAACAUUUACUUGUAGAUGUCGUACACACAAGUAAAUUUAUUAAUACAUACGACAUUUUACAACGUUUUAAUGCGAAAAGUGCUCAAUAUGACACUACAGAUUCAUCCUUUAGUGAUCUCGAAGUUCCAGGUUCUAAUGAACCUAAACUAUUUUAA